Messenger RNA from Penicillium paradoxum, 594 nucleotides. RefSeq lists its product as uncharacterized. The transcript has 3 exons. The record is from RefSeq and is a predicted model, not a curated record. Gene Ontology annotation, molecular function: phosphatidylinositol binding. The coding region runs from base 1 to 594 and encodes 197 amino acids. Lineage: Eukaryota; Fungi; Ascomycota; Eurotiomycetes; Eurotiales; Aspergillaceae.
AUGGAGUCAACACCUGAGGAGGCCGGACCGGCAUCUGAGCCGCACCCCUCCUCCCCACAUCCAGACAUUCAACCCACCCCCGCACCCCGGCCUGAGACCGCUGAUAGCUAUGAUCAUCCCACCCACCCGUAUAACCCGAAUGACCCCGAAAGCUCCCCUUCCUCUUCUACAACGUCCCGCCCCGUUUCCAGCGUAGUGCCUCCCUACUGGCGCCGCCAUGAGCGCAACAUCUCGCGCGUCUCGCAGGUAUCGCUCCGAGAAGCUGCUAUAACAUUAGAAGAUCAUACUGCCGAUCCGGACUCGGAGACGAGUCGUGGCCUCUGGGCGAGUAGUGUUGCUAUCGACGAUCAUGUCAUUGUACGAGGUAUGACGGGCGUCGGCUCGUACGUUGUCUGGAACUGUACUAUUCAGACACUUGAUGGCGGGCCAAUUGUCAUUCGGAUGAGAUAUUCUGAAUUUGAUGACCUUCGCCGGCGGCUAAUUUCUUCUUUCCCACAUGCGAGAAAUGCAUUACCUGCAUUACCACCGAAGAGUGUGAUCUGUAUGUUCCCAUCCAUCCAUCAGCCCUUUUAUGUUGCCCUUGCAAGUAACUAA